GAUGGCAACUGCUGAGGACGAAUUGCUGCUGCCACGGCUUCCUGAGCUAUUCGAAGCCGGCAAGCAGCUUCUGGACGAAGUAGAGGUAGCGACUGAACCCACCGGUUCCAGGCUAGUCCAGGACAAGGUGUUCAAGGGACUGGACCUCCUUGAUAAGGUUGCCGAAAUGUUAUCGCAGCUCGACUUGUUCAGCCAAAAUGAAGAUUUAGAAGAGAUUGCUUCCGCCGACCUGAAGUAUCUCUUGGUGCCAGCAUUUCAAGGAGCCCUCACCAUGAAACAAGUCAACCCCAGCAAGCGUCUAGAUCAUUUGCAGUGGGCUCGAGAACACUUUAUAAAUUACUUAACUCAGUGCCAUUACUAUCAUGUGGCAGAGUUUGAGCUACCCAAAAUGAAGAACAACUCGGCUGAAAACAGCACUGCUAGCUCCUCCAUGGCCUAUCCUAACCUUGUUGCUAUGGCAUCUCAAAGACAAGCUAAAAUAGAGAGAUACAAGCAGCAGAAGGAGAUGGAGAAUAGAUUGUCUGCACUGAAAUCUGGUGUGGAAAGUGGUCAAGCAGAUGAUGAGCGUGUUCGUGAAUAUUAUCUCCUUCACCUUCGGAGGUGGAUUGGUAUCAGCUUGGAAGAGAUUGAGAGCAUUGACCAAGAGAUAAAGAUCCUGAGAGAAAAAGACUUCUCAAAAGUGGCUUCAACUUCUCACUCAUCUCGUCAAGAAAGGCCACCAAUGAAACCCUUCAUUCUCACCCGGGACACGGCCCAAGCCAAGGUAUUUGGAGCUGGUUAUCCAAGCCUGGCAACUAUGACAGUGAAUGACUGGUAUGAGCAGCAUCGGAAAUAUGGAACAUUACCAGAUCAGGGAAUAAUCAAGACAACAGCAGAGGAGUUCAAAAUACCAGCUCACCAACAAGAAGAUCAGGAACAAAAGGAGGAAGAGGAUGAUGAGAAAACACUACACAGAACCCGGGAGUGGGAUGACUGGAAGGACACCCAUCCUAGGGGUUAUGGCAAUAGACAGAACAUGGGUUAAUCUUCUCAUGACAAGAUGGGACUAAAGGGGCUUACAUCUUCCCCUCCAAGGAAAGCUGUGCAGUCUUCCCUUCCCUGGGCUUCUGCUUCAUCUGUGUACAGCAGAUGCAAAGAUGCUUCAUCUUGCUUUGCAUUCAAUAAAAUGUCGAAUGAUUAAGUUUGUAUUUGUACCCUAGAUGACGAGCCAACAGUCUCUUGUUUUAGCAUUAUCCUCCUCAUCAUGGUGUAUUCUAAUUUCUUAAGUGGAAAGAAAAGAGCACUGAGAAAGGGCUCUGUAUAAUCAAUGAUUGUAUGAAUUCUCUUUAAAAAAAUAAUAAAAGUCCCUUCUAUUACAUGGGUCUCUGCAG
Messenger RNA from Orycteropus afer afer, 1370 nucleotides. NCBI's taxonomy places the organism in Eukaryota, Metazoa, Chordata, Mammalia, Tubulidentata, Orycteropodidae. The record is from RefSeq and is a predicted model, not a curated record.